GUCCUCCCUGAUGACACAGAUUGCGAUUGAGAGGAACCAAUCGGCGCCUGGAAUGUCGAAGCCUUGUCCAAUCAGAAGUUCACAAAUUUGAGACCUCUCUUUGUGAUCUCCUUAGUCCCUCUGUUUACAGUAAAUCUUUCAUUUUUGUUGCUGCUGAAAGACUCCGAAAAGUAGAAACGAGUAAUUUGACUGAUUCUACAAUUGGCCGUUUAACGGGGAAGCCCACCGCCCCCCCUCCCGUCACAAAAUGCCGUUGGUGACGAGGAACAUCGAGCCUCGCCAUGUGUGCCGCCAGGUGCUCCCCAGCACCAUCCGCAGUGAGCUGGAGUGUGUCACCAACAUCAGCCUCGCCAACAUCAUACGCCAGCUAGGCAGCCUCAGUAAGUAUGCAGAGGAUGUGUUUGGAGAGCUGUUUGUGCAAGCGGGGACGUUUGCUAUCAGGGUGAACUCACUGGGUGAGAGAGUGGACCGUCUACAGGUCAAAGUCACCCAGCUCGACCCUAAAGAGGAGGAGGUCUCUCUGCAGGCCAUCACCCAGAAGAAAGCGUUUCAUAGUAAUCUGACUCAGGACCAGCAGUUAUUCUGUAGACCCUCUUUACCACUGCCUGUACAGGAGACUUAUCUGAUCUGCAAUCCUCCUCCACCACUCAAUAACCUCAGCCAGUACAGGGACGAUGGGAAGGAUGCUCUGAAGUUCUACACCGACCCGUCUUACUUCUUUGACCUGUGGAAGGAGAAGAUGCUGCAGGACACCAAGGACAUCAUGAAGGAGAGACGCAAACACAGGAAGGAGAAGAAGGACAAUCAAAAUAUGCGGACUCUGAAUCCCAGAAAGAUCAAGACCAGAAAGGAUGAGUGGGAACGACGCAAGAUGGGGGAAGAGUUUGUGGUACCCAAGAAUGACAUGGGAGAAUCUCUCGAGGGUCUGAAUGGCAGUAUUGGUUCAGGAGAAGGCUGUUAUUCCCCUGAUGGUUUAGACCAGAGUACAGGGUCGUACGCCUUCGAUCCCGGCUCCCCCCUCCCUCCCCCCGCUCCCGAUGACUUCCUGCCCCCUCCACCCCCAGACAUGACGUAUGACGGACAGUACGGAGGACCAUCCCAGAAGCGCACCAGCGUUCUGAGCCCCACACACCCUCCUCCAGCCCCUCCCAUGACCUCUUCUGCUUCCAGUGGCUCCCGGCCCAACCUGGCCCCUCCCCCUGCCCCACCUCCCCCUCCCCCCUCUGGCUUGGGGAUCCCUCCCCCCCCCCCCUCUGGAUUUGACUCCUCCCCUCCUGCUCCCCCUCCUCUCUUCUCCUCUGCCUAUCCCUCCCCCCCUGCCCCACCUUCUCCUCUCUCCCAGACCACCAUCUCUCCACCUCCUCCCCCCUCUCUCCCCCAGGGUGGUGGCGCCCCUCCUCCUCCUCCUCCCCCACCUCCCCCAGGCCCUCCUCCCCCCUCUUCUGGCCUCCCCCCUCCCUCCUUCUCCAUUGGGGCUCCCCCUCCUCUCAAACCCACCCAGGUUCAGCCAGAAGCCCCCGCUGACGCUCACAAUGACUUGCUGUCAGCUAUCCGGCAAGGUUUUAAUCUUCGUAAAGUGGAGGAACAGAAAGAGCAGGAGAAGAAGGAUAACUAUGGCAACGACGUAGCGGCCAUCUUGUCUCGCCGUAUUGCUGUGGAAUGCAGCGACAGCGAAGACGACUCCUCAGAGUUGGACGAUGACGAUUGGUCCGAGUGAGGCCUCCUUCGCCACCACCACCAUCGUGGUCUUCCUCAGUCCUCCUCAGAGAGAAUGCAUCAUGUCCUUUUGCCAUUACUUCUUUAUAACCAAUGAUCUGAGGAGUAGAGUGCCAAAGACAAGUGUGUCCUCUUCCACACUCCUGUCUAAGCCAGUCACAUUCCCCCCUGUGCCAGUCACAUUCCCCCCGUGUGCCAGUCACAUUCCCCCCGUGUGCCAGUCACAUUCCCCCCGUGUGCCAGUCACAUUCCCCCCGCGUGCCAGUCACAUUCCCCCCGUGUGCCAGUCACAUUCCCCCCGUGUGCCAGUCACAUUCCCCCCUGUGCCAGUCACAUUCCCCCCUGUGCCAGCCACAUCCCCCCGUGUGCCAGUCACAUUCCCCCGUGUGCCAGCCACAUUCCCCCCGUGUGCCAGUCACAUUCCCCCGUGUGCCAGCCACAUUCCCCCCGUGUGCCAGCCACAUUCCCCCCGUGUGCCAGUCACAUUCCCCCGUGUGCCAGCCACAUUCCCCCCGUGUGCCAGCCACAUUCCCCCGUGUGCCAGCCACAUUCCCCCGUGUGCCAGUCACAUUCCCCCCGUGUGCCAGCCACAUUCCCCCCGUGUGCCAGCCACAUUCCCCCCGUGUGCCAGCCACAUUCCCCCCGUGUGCCAGCCACAUUCCCCUGCGUGCCAGUCACAUUCCCCCCGUGUGCCAGUCACAUUCCCCCCGUGUGCCAGUCACAUUCCCUGUAUGUUUUUUGUUGAACUUAACUGAUAGCCGAUGACUUCAGUAUGGAGAACGGUCCAAAUAUCAAAAAACAAAUUAUUUCUAAAGGGCACAUGGCCAAAGUGUGUGUGUGUGUGUGUGUGUGUGUGGUAAUGAGAAUUAUACUCACAGAUAACAUAGUAUACCGUAUAGAUAUUGAUCCUUACAUACAGACGAACAGUCCCAUAAUGGUAUAACUGAGGAACUGUGUUAAGAAUCAUAUUUUACUUUAUGAUAGUUAUAGAUGUGCUAAAGAAGACACACCAAAAGUUUUUUUUCUUAUUGCAGUUUUUGUUUUUUUCCCCUGUCUUUCGCUCUAUUGUUGGCAUGGAAAUGGUUACCUAGGUGACGGAGGGACUCAUUAACAGGUGGGGGGGGGGGUUUAGAAAUAUAAUGUAUUUAUCUAUAAAUAGGUUCAGCUGAAUGUCCCCCUUUCUAAACAUUCUGAAAUGUUUUGAUUCAGCUCUGGCUCAAUAAAACUAUGUCCCCCUGUCAGUCAAAACAUGCUCUGCCCAAUGAGUGAUCCCUCUCUUGCCCUAGUCCCGCCCCUCCUUAAGUGCCUUUGCUUUUCAUGUUUAUGUGCGAGGAGGACGACGUUACCCUUGGACACUGAUCUAGGGUCAGGUUUGUUUUUCGUUCCCAUCCCCAUAGGAUUGGAUGAUGCGUAACUGAUCUUAGAUCUGUGUCUGAGACAAGUUGAUCGUCUUCUGUUUUAAGUGCCUUCUGUUUGUUUUAAAUCCAAAGUGUAAAGCCACAAUCAGACCUGAACAUGUUGUUGUUGUUAUUAUUAUUAUUCAACCAUAUGUUUCCGCUUGUCCCGUGGGUCUCGACGUUUUCCGUGAGGAUUAUCAGAAUAAUAAAGAUGAAGUACAGUGUUUGUGUGUCAA
Messenger RNA from Oncorhynchus mykiss (rainbow trout), 3349 nucleotides. Its product is annotated as actin-binding protein WASF2-like. Gene Ontology annotation, biological process: actin cytoskeleton organization; positive regulation of Arp2/3 complex-mediated actin nucleation. The record is from RefSeq and is a predicted model, not a curated record. Gene Ontology annotation, molecular function: protein kinase A regulatory subunit binding; actin binding; Arp2/3 complex binding. NCBI's taxonomy places the organism in Eukaryota, Metazoa, Chordata, Actinopteri, Salmoniformes, Salmonidae. Gene Ontology annotation, cellular component: cytoskeleton; SCAR complex.